This is a messenger RNA of Schizophyllum commune H4-8, 5681 nucleotides long. RefSeq lists its product as uncharacterized. Gene Ontology annotation, cellular component: plasma membrane; 1,3-beta-D-glucan synthase complex. Gene Ontology annotation, biological process: (1->3)-beta-D-glucan biosynthetic process; fungal-type cell wall polysaccharide biosynthetic process. Gene Ontology annotation, molecular function: 1,3-beta-D-glucan synthase activity. Lineage: Eukaryota; Fungi; Basidiomycota; Agaricomycetes; Agaricales; Schizophyllaceae. The transcript has 13 exons. The coding region runs from base 29 to 5380 and encodes 1783 amino acids. The record is from RefSeq and is a predicted model, not a curated record.
CCUCGCUCUCCCUUCUCCCACCACUACGAUGCCGAGGCCGGGCGGCACCAGCGCAGAAGGCGGCUACGCAUCAUCGCCGUCGAUGGAGACGACCCCCAGCGAUCCCUUCGGAACCGCGAACGGCGCGCCCCGCCGCUACUACGACAAUGAUUCUGAGGAGUACGGACCUGGCCGUAGAGAUACCUACGCGUCCGACAGCAGUAAUCAAGGCCUCACGGACCCGGGCUACUACGACCAGAAUGGCGCCUAUGAUCCCUAUCCGACCGGGGACACCGAUUCCGACGGCGACGUCUACGGCCAGCGGUAUGGACCCUCAGCAGAGUCGCUUGGCACCCACAAGUUUGGCCAUUCCGAUUCAUCUACGCCGACGUUUGUCGAUUACAGCGCAUCCUCCGGCGGAAGGGACUCGUACCCUGCAUGGACCGCCGAACGCAACAUCCCGCUGUCCAAAGAAGAGAUCGAGGACAUCUUCCUCGAUCUGACGCAGAAGUUUGGCUUUCAGCGGGAUUCCAUGCGGAACAUGUUCGACUUCACCAUGCAGCUGCUUGACAGCCGAGCGUCUCGUAUGACCCCCAACCAGGCGCUCCUCACCCUCCACGCCGACUACAUUGGUGGCCAGCAUGCGAACUACCGGAAGUGGUACUUCGCGGCGCAGCUCGACCUUGACGACGCCGUGGGACAAACUCAGAAUCCGGGUCUCAACCGCCUCAAGUCCACUCGCGGAUCGGGCAAGCGACCACGCCAUGAAAAGUCGCUGAACACGGCAUUGGAGCGCUGGCGGCAAGCCAUGAACAACAUGUCGCAGUAUGACCGCUUACGCCAGAUCGCGCUCUACCUGCUCUGCUGGGGCGAAGCGGCGCAAGUGCGAUUCAUGCCCGAGUGCUUGUGCUUCAUCUUCAAGUGCGCCGACGACUAUUAUCGUUCGCCGGAGUGCCAGAACAGGAUGGAGCCGGUACCGGAGGGUCUCUACCUGAGGACGGUCGUAAAGCCGCUCUACAGAUUUGUCCGGGAUCAAGGCUAUGAGGUGGUGGAGGGAAAAUUCGUACGGCGGGAACGGGAUCACGACCAAAUCAUUGGUUACGAUGACGUGAAUCAGCUGUUCUGGUACCCGGAGGGCAUUGCCCGUAUCGUCCUGUCGGACAAGAGUCGUCUGGUCGACCUCCCUCCAGCACAGCGCUUCAUGAAGUUCGACCGUAUCGAGUGGAAUCGCGUCUUCUUCAAGACGUUCUACGAGACUCGAUCCUUUACGCAUCUUUUGGUCGACUUCAACCGUAUCUGGGUCGUGCACAUCGCUCUCUACUUCUUCUACACCGCAUACAACUCCCCCACGAUCUACGCCAUCAACGGCAACACUCCGACGUCUCUGGCUUGGAGCGCGACUGCGCUCGGCGGUGCGGUAGCGACAGGUAUCAUGAUCCUCGCCACGAUCGCCGAGUUCUCGCACAUCCCCACGACAUGGAACAACACCUCGCAUCUGACUCGCCGCCUCGCCUUCCUCCUCGUCACGCUCGGCCUCACAUGUGGUCCGACGUUCUACGUCGCGAUUGCAGAGAGCAACGGGAGCGGCGGCUCUUUGGCCUUGAUUCUCGGCAUCGUCCAGUUCUUCAUCUCCGUCGUAGCGACUGCGCUCUUCACUAUCAUGCCUUCUGGUCGUAUGUUCGGCGACCGCGUCGCAGGCAAGAGUCGCAAGUAUCUCGCCAGCCAGACGUUCACGGCCAGCUACCCGUCGUUGCCCAAGCACCAGCGGUUCGCAUCACUCCUGAUGUGGUUCCUCAUCUUCGGGUGCAAGUUGACGGAGAGUUACUUCUUCCUGACGUUGUCCUUCCGCGACCCUAUUCGCGUCAUGGUCGGCAUGAAGAUCCAGAACUGCGAGGACAAGAUUUUCGGCAGCGGCCUUUGCAGGAAUCACGCAGCAUUCACCCUCACGAUCAUGUACAUCAUGGACCUCGUCUUGUUCUUCCUCGACACCUUCCUUUGGUAUGUCAUCUGGAACUCGGUUUUCAGUAUCGCACGCUCUUUCGUACUCGGCCUUUCGAUCUGGACACCAUGGAGGGACAUCUUCCAGCGUCUGCCGAAGCGUAUCUACGCGAAGCUUCUAGCGACCGGCGACAUGGAGGUCAAGUACAAGCCCAAGGUCUUGGUUUCGCAAAUCUGGAACGCCAUCAUCAUCUCCAUGUACCGCGAGCACUUGCUCUCUAUCGAGCACGUUCAAAAGCUCCUGUACCAUCAAGUGGACACUGGCGAAGCCGGCAAGCGGAGUCUUCGCGCGCCUCCGUUCUUCGUCGCGCAGGGCAGCAGCGGUGGCUCGGGCGAGUUCUUCCCGCCUGGUAGCGAGGCUGAGCGUCGUAUCUCUUUCUUCGCGCAGUCUCUAUCUACGGAGAUUCCUCAGCCCAUCCCGGUUGACGCCAUGCCGACGUUCACAGUGCUUACGCCUCACUACAGCGAGAAGAUCCUUCUUUCGCUCCGUGAGAUUAUCCGCGAGGAGGACCAGAACACCCGCGUGACAUUGCUUGAGUAUCUCAAGCAGCUUCACCCGGUCGAGUGGGAGAACUUCGUCAAGGACACCAAGAUUUUGGCCGAGGAGUCCGCUAUGUUCAACGGUCCAAGUCCUUUCGGCAACGAUGAGAAGGGUCAGUCCAAGAUGGACGAUCUUCCUUUCUACUGCAUCGGUUUCAAGAGCGCCGCGCCCGAGUACACCCUCCGCACCCGUAUCUGGGCGUCCUUGCGCGCGCAGACCCUCUACCGCACGGUCUCCGGCAUGAUGAACUAUGCGAAGGCGAUUAAGCUGCUCUACCGCGUCGAGAACCCCGAGGUCGUGCAGCAGUUCGGCGGUAACACGGACAAGCUCGAGCGCGAGUUGGAGCGGAUGGCCCGGCGGAAGUUCAAGUUCCUGGUGUCCAUGCAGCGCUACUCGAAGUUCAACAAGGAGGAGCACGAGAACGCCGAGUUCUUGCUCCGCGCGUACCCGGACCUGCAGAUCGCGUACCUGGAGGAAGAGCCUCCUCGCAAGGAGGGUGGCGAUCCACGCAUCUUCUCUGCCCUCGUCGACGGCCACAGCGACAUCAUCCCGGAGACCGGCAAGCGGCGCCCCAAGUUCCGCAUCGAGCUGCCCGGCAACCCCAUUCUCGGUGACGGCAAGUCGGACAACCAGAACCACGCCAUCGUCUUCUACCGCGGCGAGUACCUCCAGCUUAUCGACGCCAACCAGGACAACUACCUCGAGGAGUGCUUGAAGAUCCGUAACGUACUCGCCGAGUUCGAGGAGUACGACGUCUCUAGCCAGAGUCCGUACGCGCAGUGGAGUGUCAAGGAGUUCAAGCGCUCCCCGGUCGCCAUCGUCGGUGCACGCGAGUAUAUCUUCUCGGAGCACAUCGGUAUUCUCGGUGAUUUGGCGGCUGGCAAGGAACAGACGUUCGGUACGCUCACGGCACGCAACAACGCCUUCCUUGGCGGCAAGCUGCACUACGGUCACCCGGAUUUCCUCAACGCCCUCUACAUGAACACGCGCGGUGGUGUCUCCAAGGCGCAGAAGGGUCUCCAUCUCAACGAGGAUAUUUACGCCGGUAUGAACGCGGUCGGUCGCGGUGGACGCAUCAAGCAUAGCGAAUACUACCAGUGCGGCAAGGGUCGUGACCUCGGUUUUGGCACCAUCUUGAACUUCCAGACCAAGAUCGGUACGGGUAUGGGCGAGCAGAUCCUCUCGCGCGAGUACUACUACCUCGGAACCCAAUUGCCCAUCGAUCGCUUCCUCACGUUCUACUACGCGCACCCAGGUUUCCAGAUCAACAACAUGCUGGUUAUCCUAUCCGUGCAGGUCUUCAUCGUUACCAUGGUCUUCCUCGGUACCUUGAAGUCUUCGGUCACGAUCUGCAAGUACACGUCCAGCGGUCAGUACAUCGGUGGUCAAUCCGGUUGCUACAACCUCGUCCCGGUCUUCCAGUGGAUCGAGCGCUGCAUCAUCAGCAUCUUCUUGGUGUUCAUGAUCGCUUUCAUGCCGCUCUUCCUGCAAGAACUCGUCGAGCGCGGUACCUGGAGUGCCAUCUGGCGUCUGCUCAAGCAGUUUAUGUCGCUGUCGCCUGUCUUCGAGGUGUUCUCCACCCAGAUUCAGACACACUCCGUGUUGAGCAACUUGACGUUCGGUGGUGCGCGUUACAUCGCUACCGGUCGUGGGUUCGCCACCAGUCGUAUCAGCUUCAGCAUCUUGUUCUCGCGUUUCGCAGGCCCGAGUAUCUACCUCGGCAUGCGCACGCUCAUUAUGCUGCUCUACGUGACGUUGACGAUCUGGACGCCAUGGGUCAUUUACUUCUGGGUUUCCAUUCUCUCGCUCUGCAUCGCGCCGUUCUUGUUCAAUCCGCAUCAAUUCGUCUUCUCGGAUUUCCUCAUCGACUACAGGGAAUACCUCCGGUGGAUGUCGCGUGGUAACUCGCGCUCGCACAACAACUCCUGGAUUGGGUACUGCCGGUUGUCCCGCACGAUGAUCACUGGGUACAAGAAGAAGAAGCUGGGCCACCCGUCGGAGAAGCUUUCCGGCGACGUUCCUCGUGCAGGCUGGCGCGCCGUCUUAUUCUCGGAGAUCAUCUUCCCGGCAUGCAUGGCCAUCCUCUUCAUCAUCGCGUACAUGUUCGUCAAGUCGUUCCCUCUCGACGGCAAGCAGCCUCCCUCCGGCCUCGUUCGCAUCGCCGUCGUGUCUAUCGGCCCCAUCGUGUGGAACGCCGCCAUCCUGUUGACGCUCUUCCUUGUGUCGUUGUUCCUCGGCCCCAUGCUCGACCCGGUCUUCCCCCUCUUCGGUUCCGUUAUGGCCUUCAUCGCGCAUUUCCUCGGCACAAUCGGAAUGAUUGGGUUCUUCGAGUUCCUGUGGUUCCUCGAGUCCUGGGAGGCGUCGCAUGCCGUGCUGGGUCUCAUCGCCGUCAUCUCCAUCCAGCGCGCCAUUCACAAAAUUCUUAUCGCCGUUUUCCUCAGUCGCGAGUUCAAGCACGACGAGACGAACAGGGCUUGGUGGACUGGUCGCUGGUAUGGCCGUGGCCUCGGCACGCACGCCAUGUCGCAGCCGGCGCGUGAGUUCGUCGUCAAGAUCAUCGAGUUGUCGCUCUGGAGCUCGGAUCUCAUACUCGGCCACAUCCUGCUGUUCAUGCUUACUCCGGCUGUCCUCAUCCCGUACUUCGACCGUCUGCACGCCAUGAUGCUCUUCUGGCUGCGCCCCUCAAAGCAAAUCCGCGCGCCUCUGUACUCAAUCAAGCAGAAGAGGCAAAGACGCUGGAUUAUCAUGAAGUACGGUACUGUAUACGUUACCGUCAUCGCGAUCUUCGUCGCGCUCAUCGCGCUUCCCCUCGUCUUCCGACACACUCUAAAGGUCGAGUGCUCCCUUUGCGACAGCUUGUAAUAUCGGACUCGUAUAUAUCUAGACUUCUCCGCACCAUGUGUAGCUGACGCUUGGGUAUACUUCGCGGUGCCGAGCUAAUUGUCGACGGACAUUCUCCAUCGUUGAGUGCAGCGACAUCGGGUGGUUUACGACACGGACACUUUUCAUUGUACCCUCUACGAAUGCAAGAACUCUCUUACGACCAGUACCUAUGUGCUAAGCCGUCGCCUGUUCAGGAUCAUACAUACAUACGUUUCUAGAUACCUUACAGUUAGGCCUAUUCAGGGAGAGUCUGCAUAAAAUGCCGAGACGUGGACAAAUA